AUGACAACCACCCAGCGUCAAAUCGAACUCCGUUACGACGCCGUUGACAUUGACCGCAAGUGGCAGGAAAAGUGGGAACGCGACGGCAUCUACCACGUGGAUGACAACGAUCCCCGGCCCAAGUGGUUCGAAAUGACGAUGUACCCCUACCCCUCGGGGGACUUGCACAUCGGCCACUGGUACGCCAUGGCUCCCGCCGACGCCCACGCCCGGUUCCGCCGGAUGCAAGGUUACAACGUCCUGCAUCCCAUAGGCUUCGACGCCUUCGGCCUCCCUGCCGAAAACGCCGCCAUCUCCCGAGGCAUUCAUCCCUACGAAUGGACGAUGUCUAACGUGGAGAAUAUGCGGAGACAACUGCGGUCGCUGGGCGCAAUCUACGACUGGGAUCGUGAAGUCGUUUGUUGCCUGCCCGAAUACUACCGCUGGAACCAGUGGUUCUUCAUCAAACUGUACGAACAGGGUCUGGCUUACCGUGCCAAUGCCCCCGUAGUGUGGUGCCCGUCCUGCCAAACCGUGCUGGCCAACGAACAGGUGCUCAACGGCGUCUGCGAGCGUUGCGACACCCCAAUCACCCGCCGCGACCUGGAGCAGUGGUUCCUGCGCAUCACCGACUACGCCGACGAACUGAUGAAUUUCGACACGCUGACCGACUGGCCCGACAAAAUCCUGACGAUGCAACGGAACUGGAUUGGCCGCAGCGAGGGUGUCGAAAUCAGUUUUGACAUCGCCGAACACGGCUUGGAUGAAACUGAAAUCCGCACUUUCACCACGCGUAUCGACACCAUCUUCGGCGUAACUUUUCUGGUGCUUGCUCCCGAACACCCACUGGUGAGCAAACUCACCUCCGAUGGCCGACGCGAGGAGGUUGAAAGUUACAUUGCGCAGGCCAGAGCAGCCUCGGAAAUAGACCGGAUGUCCACCGACAAGGACAAAUCCGGUGUGUUUAUCGGCGCAUACGCCCGCAACCGCCUCAACAACGAACGCGUGCCCAUCUACAUCGCCGACUACGUGCUGACCACCUACGGCACCGGUGCGGUCAUGGGUGUGCCCGCCCACGAUUCCCGCGACCUCGCCUUUGCCCGCAAGUAUCGCCUGCCCGUUCGCACCGUCAUCGCACCCAUCCAUUGGGACGGCCGGGAGCCGGAGGAAGCCUACGUCGGCGAAGGCUUUAUGACCAACUCAGGCGCCUACGACGGCAUGACCGAGGAGGAAGGCAUGCGGGCGAUCGCUGACGAUGUGGAAAAGCGCGGCUGGGGCAAACGCUCCGUCACCUACCGCCUCCGCGACUGGCUCAUCUCCCGACAACGCUACUGGGGUACCCCCAUCCCCAUGGUGUACUGCGACGCGUGCGGAGUCUCCCCGGUGACUGAAGCAGACCUGCCCGUGCUGCUUCCGGAAGAUGCCGAAUUUCGGCCCACCGGUGAAUCGCCACUCGCCAUUAACGAUGCGUUCGUAAAAACGGUGUGCCCCCAAUGCGGCGGCCCCGGCCGAAGGGAAACCGACACCAUGGACACCUUCAUGGAUUCGGCCUGGUAUAUGCUCCGGUAUUGCAGCCCGAAUUUCAGCUCCGGCCCGUUUGAGCCAGACGUCACUGCAAACUGGAUGCCGGUCAAGCAAUACACCGGCGGCGCCGAGCACGCGGUAAUGCACCUUUUGUACAGCCGGUUCUUCAUCAAGGCCCUGCGCGAUAUGGAUAUGCUCAACAUCGACGAGCCGUUCCUCCGAUUUGUUCAAUCAGGGUGUGAUUCUCGGUCAAGACCACGAGAAGAUGAGCAAGAGCCGUGGCAAUGUGGUCAACCCUGA
This is a messenger RNA of Geodia barretti, 1803 nucleotides long. The record is from the annotation of a GenBank genome assembly. Lineage: Eukaryota; Metazoa; Porifera; Demospongiae; Tetractinellida; Geodiidae.